AUGCCCUACAACACCGCGGACAUCGACCUAGGUCUAGCAGAGUUCUCGACCGUCGUGGAAAUGCGCAACCUUGAAACCUCCCCUUUGCUGUCCCCGAGUUCAUCCUCAUCCCACAGUGCUUCCUCAGAUGUAGAGUCGCCUCCCUUGUUGACCGUCGCCGAGGAGCGGAAGGUCGACAACGAUGUCCUCCCAGAAACGUCGACGACCGGUCGAACCAUCGGUUGGGGCAGUGCCUACGUCCUGGUCAUCUCCAGAGUCAUCGGAAGCGGGAUAUUUGCUAUGCCCGGCACGAUUGUGCAAAACGUCGGGAGUCCGGGACUGGCUCUGGUACUUUGGGUGAUCGGAGCUCUCGUUGCUUGGGCUGGACUAGCCAUUGAUAUGGAAUAUGGAUGUAUGCUUCCUCGGUCAGGCGGCGUCAAGGUCUACUUGGAGUACACCUAUCGCAAACCGCGCUUUCUCGCUUCCACUUUGGUCGCCGUUCAAGCCGUGCUGUUGGGCUUUACGGCCAGCAAUUGCAUCGUGUUUGCAAAAUAUACUCUUUUCGCCGCGGGGGCCACUCCAGGGGAUUUCAACACCAAGUUGCUUGCUGUUGGUCUUCUCACCUGGAUCACGAUUGUCCACAGUUGCUUCUACCGGACAGGAAUCUGGAUUCAAAAUAUGCUCGGGUGGCUUAAAAUCGGUCUUGUCGUGUUCAUGAUCCUUACAGGCUUGUUUGUCGUCAUCUUUCGUCCCGACACGUCGUCACGCCUUUUGGAGGUUCCUUCGGAGGCGGCAUGGGAUGAACUAUUCACGGGCUCGAAUUGGGAGUGGAAUAAUUUGUCAACCGCGUUUUUUAAAGUGCUCUACUCCUAUGCCGGUUUGAGCAAUAUCAACAACGUCCUUAACGAGGUGAAGAACCCCGUGAAGACCAUCAAAACCGUGGGGCCUGCUGCUCUCCUGACUGCUUGCGUCAUGUACGUCCUGAUCAACAUUGCGUACCUUGCAGUCGUCCCGCUGGAGGAGGUCAAGCAGAGCAGAGAGUUGAUCGCUGCGCUCUUUUUCGAGCGUGUCUUUGGGGCUGGGUUUGGAAACAAAUUUCUUCCGCUGGCAAUUGCCCUCAGUGCGGUAGGAAAUGUCAUGGUAGUGACAUUCGCCCUGGCCCGAGUCAAUCAAGAAGUAGCGAGACAAGGGUUUCUACCAUUUGCAGGUAUCCUCGCUUCGUCCAAACCGUUUGGGUCGCCAAUGGGUGGUCUUAUCGUUCAUUACGUGCCAUCGGUGCUGGUUAUCGUCUUGCCGCCUUCAUCUACCGUCUAUUCCUUCAUCGCGGAUGUUGAAGGCUACGCGGGUCAAUUUUUUGCGUUGGCCGUGGCUUCUGGCUUGAUUUACCUACGAGCCCGGAGACCGGACCUUUACCGCCCGUUCAAGGCUUGGAUUCCUGCUGUCUGGCUUAGGAUUUUGCUCUGUCUAUCCUUGAUCACGGCGCCCUUGUUUCCUCCGAAGAAGGGCACGGCAGAUGUGAAUUUCUUUUAUGCAACAUAUGCAUUGGUGGGCUUGGUCAUUUUCGUCUUUGGAAUUGCUUACUGGUUCGUCUGGACCGUGGCCUUACCGCGGUAUAGGGGUUAUCGGCUGGAGGAGGAAGCCGACAUACUCAGCGACGGGACCACCAUCACCAAAUUGGUGCGCAAGGAAAUAUAA
Messenger RNA from Exophiala dermatitidis NIH/UT8656, 1674 nucleotides. Its product is annotated as LAT family L-amino acid transporter. The record is from RefSeq and is a predicted model, not a curated record. Gene Ontology annotation, molecular function: L-amino acid transmembrane transporter activity. Lineage: Eukaryota; Fungi; Ascomycota; Eurotiomycetes; Chaetothyriales; Herpotrichiellaceae. The transcript is spliced from 3 exons. Bases 1 to 1674 code for a protein of 557 amino acids. Gene Ontology annotation, cellular component: membrane. Gene Ontology annotation, biological process: amino acid transmembrane transport.